AUGAGCUCUUCCUUCACCAUCUCCCUCCUCCUCCUCUUCUCCAUCAAUUUGCUCAUCAGCAUCUCUCACAUGAGCGAAGCGGCGCCUAUUUUAACCGGCAACUAUUGCCCCAACACCAAACCCUUCCUUCCUAAUUCCACCUACCAAAAGAACCUCAACAAACUCUCAUCACUUUCCUCCGCCGCCGAUUCCACCGGUAACAACAUCAGCAGCAAUGGGGGGUUCACCAAUGCCACCGCUAGCCAAUACCCACCACACCAGACCUACGAGAUCUUCUUCUGCCAUGGUGACAUCAACGCCGCAACAUGCAGCGGCUGUGUAGCCACUGCAGCUGAUGAAAUCGGCCAGCGAUGCCUCAGCAAGAGAACCUCUAUCAUCUGGUAUGACAUAUGUGUUGUAUCUAGCAAUAUCAUCUAG
Rhodamnia argentea is the source of this 417-nucleotide messenger RNA. RefSeq names its product putative cysteine-rich receptor-like protein kinase 9. Lineage: Eukaryota; Viridiplantae; Streptophyta; Magnoliopsida; Myrtales; Myrtaceae. The record is from RefSeq and is a predicted model, not a curated record. The coding region runs from base 1 to 417 and encodes 138 amino acids. The transcript has a single exon.